Messenger RNA from Zingiber officinale, 1782 nucleotides. RefSeq lists its product as uncharacterized. NCBI's taxonomy places the organism in Eukaryota, Viridiplantae, Streptophyta, Magnoliopsida, Zingiberales, Zingiberaceae. The coding region runs from base 1 to 1782 and encodes 593 amino acids. The transcript has 3 exons. The record is from RefSeq and is a predicted model, not a curated record.
AUGGCGGAAGGUAACAUGGCACCCUGGUAUUCGUAUUACAUUUCCGACUUAGAUGAUAGCGAUUUAGCCCAGAUUCAGGAAAGCCUGCACCUUACGACUGAUUACCAACUGUGUGCUCCCAGACCGACUGAGCACCCUUCUUCCCCUCCCAAGGGCUUUGUAACGUUCUUUAAGGACCAACUGUUGGGAGGUCUCCGCUUUCCUCUUCAUCCUAUUUUCUCUUCUUUGAGUCAGUACUUUAGGAUCCCUCUCUCACAGUUCACGCCGAACGUUAUUCGUGCCAUCUGUGGCAUGGUCAUCCUCUAUAGGGUGUACCAGAUUCCUCUGACCGCAGAACUUUUCCAUCAUUUCUAUUCGCUGAAACGCUCCGAGCCUGACGUGUUCAUGGUGCAGUCCAGGGUCGGAUGUAAAUUUUUCUCCGAUAUGCCUUCCUCCAACAAAGAAUCCUCCACCCCACUAUUUCUGUCGGCGGUCCCUUAUGAGGCUGGCCCCGCAACUCUGAAGCUCAUUGAGGAAGAGCGGGCUACCUCUCCUCCUUCGGACAAACGCCUGCGGCUCCAGCGCAAACGUAAAAGAGUCGCGCCUUCAGUCCAAGCUUCUCCGCUUCACCCGCCCGAACGGGCUUCUUCCAAGCUUCCCAAAGUCCAAGUGCUAACACCCAGAGUUCCAGCUCAGGAGUCCCCCCAGGUGGCGGAAGUCCCGACCCUUACUCCCAUCCGGGUUUUGGCUCCGGAGCAGGCCGAUCCUUCUGCUGGAGACCAGCCCGGGAGCUCUGCGACCCCUUCCUCUAUUCCGACCGCUUCCUCCCCUUCAGCCGCCCGCACCAGGGGACGCUCUCAGAGGAACGAACUGGAUUUCAUUGCCUCCUGGUGUCUACCCUCCGAAGCUGAAUCAAAUCCCACAAGGACUUCAGUAGAGGCAGAUGUCCCUCCGGUCCGUGGCAGAAUCCAUCUACAAGGUGAACUGGCAGCCCUUUGGCGAUCAACCAACGAGCAGUUCCGUGAAGGCUCUCGAUGGGGGAGUCUGGAUUUGGCCUCCCGACACAUCAUAUCGGCUUGCUCCAGUGGCCUGUGCUUGACCCAUUUUGCCGCUAAUCUGCUCCAGGAAAUUGAGUCGCUGAAGGCUCGCAUUCAAGAAUCGGAGUUGCCGUUGACUCCCCGUGACCCGUUUGACCCUUUGGAUUCCUAUCUGUACGCGGUCAGGGAGUCCACUCAAUCUGCCCGGAAACUGGUCCAGGAGUCCACUAAAAAAAUAAAAGAGCUACAAGCGGCCUUACAGGCCAGUUACUCCAAGCUGAAUUUGAAGGAUCAAUGUCGUCAUCAGCUGGCGGACGAGUUGAAGGAGAAGGACUCCAAGCUGGCCGCUCUUACUGUAGACUUGAAGGCACUCCAGGAAUCUAACAAGCUCAUACAAAAAGACCUGGAGGUUGCUCGAGCGGACUUGGUAGCCAGUGCUGACCGGGAGAAGAUUGGUAAGACUCAGCAUGAUCGGGAUCAGGCCACCAUCAAAUCUCUUAAGGCCGACCUUCUCAAAGCACAGGCAGAGGCUUCCACUUUAAAGCAAGAGAAGGCACUAGCCCUGGCCUCUACAGAGGAAGUGAGGGUGGAGCUGGUGGAGUACAGAUCAGGCGAAGGCGCACAUCUCGAAGCUUACAGGCUCUCCUACAUUAAGUCUCCCAUGUUCCAGGAGAAGAUAUUUUCACCGACCGGAUGCUCUGCUAUGGGGGUGCGGGAGCAGUGCGCCAACUGUUUGAGCAAGGACUUCUUCGCUCCGCCCCCCUAG